AUGGGAGGAGUUGUUUUACUUGUCAGGUUUCUAAGCAUUGCUACCAUUAUCAUUUGUUUAUGCAAUGGAAAUCUGGGUGUGCCUUAUUGCAAAGAAAUCGAGAGACGAGCCCUUUUGAUGUUCAAGCAAGAUCUUAAUGAUUCUUUAACUCUGCUUUCAUCUUGGGUUGGUGAAGGAGAAUGCUGCAAUUGGACUGGAGUUGUCUGCCACAACUUAACCGGUCACGUCCGCGAGCUCCGCCUUGGUACUUACUAUUUGAGCGGUAAGCUAAAUCCUUCUCUGCUCAAUUUAAAGAAUCUCAAUUACUUGGACUUAAGCAAGAAUAGCUUUGACGGAAGCCAGAUUCCAGACUUCUUCGGUUCUCUUGCAAGUUUAAGAUAUCUUGAUCUCUCACAAGCAGAUUUUCAGGGAGUGAUUCCUCAUCAACUGGGAAACCUCUCUAGUCUACACCAUCUCGAUCUCCACGGUAACUAUUUUGAGGUUAAUAACCUUCAAUGGAUUUCUGGUCUUUCUCUGUUGCAGUACUUGGACAUGCAUGGUGUAAAUCUUAGCAAAGCAUCUGAUCGGUUGCAGGAGACAAACAUGCUCCCUUCUUUGGUAGAGUACUUAGAUAUGUCUGAUUGUGGACUUUAUCACAUACCAGGUGGUAUUGCCAACAUGACUAGUCUUAGAGUUCUUAAUCUUCAGAGGAACUCUAUCAAUUCUACCAUACCAAAAUGGUUGUACAGCUUUAGCCAUCUUGAAUCCCUAUUUCUCUCAUACAAUCAUUUGCAUGCUGAUAUUUCAAGUUCCAUUGGAAAUUUGACAGCCCUUGUCAAUCUUGACUUAAAUCAUAAUCAACUUGGAGGGAAAAUCCCAAAUUCAUUGAAAAAUCUCUGUAAGUUGACUGUUUUUGAUCUGUCCUGGAACGAUGUUAGCGGAAGGGUAUCAGAAAUCUUUGAAAGUUCUUCUAGCUGUAAUUCUAGUCAACUAGAGUCUUUGAGCUUAUCCUAUAAUGAUCUUUCUGGAGAGUUAACAGGUGAGCUAGGAAACUUUCAAAACUUAGCCGUCCUUGAUCUUUCUAGUAAUUCAAUAUCUGGUCCCAUUCCACCGUCCAUAGGAAGUCUGUCAAGCUUAAAACUAUUGAACAUUUCUAAUAAUUCAUUGAAGGGUGAUGUCUCUGAAGUCCAUUUUACUAAUCUAACAAGAUUAGAGGAACUUCAUGCAACUGAUAAUUCAUUGACUCUGAAAACCAGUAGAGGUUGGCUUCCUCCUUUUCAACUUUUCAUGUUGCACUUAAAUUCUUGGCAUCUGGGACCAGAGUUGCCGAGAUGGCUUCAGAGUCAAACGCGCUUGGAGGAACUAAGCAUAUCCAAUACAGGAAUCUCUGGUACCAUUCCAAUCUGGUUUUGGAACUUUUCUUCUCUGGCAUUUGUGGAUCUCUCUCAAAAUCAAUUGUACGGGCAGGUUCCAAGAAUAGUUACUGCCCCUUCAGCAACGGUUGACCUAAGCUCUAACAAGUUCAGUGGUCCAUUACCUCUCGUCUCCUCCACAGUUGCUGUGCUAGAUCUUUCCAAUUCAUCAUUCUCCGGAUCUAUCUUUCACUUCCUUUGUGACAGGACAGAUGAAUCAAAGCAGCUCGCAAGUCUUCAUCUUCGCAGCAACAAUCUCACAGGAGAGAUUCCUGAUUGUUGGAUAAAUUGGAAAAACUUGAUCGUGGUCGAUUUAGGAAACAACUAUUUCACCGGGAACAUUCCGAGCUCCAUUGGACACUUAAUUUUCCUCCAAUCACUGCAUUUACGCAAUAAUCACCUCUCUGGAGAAUUGCCUCUGUCACUGCAGAAUUGUAGGAACUUGCUACUUAUUGACGUUGGAGAGAACAAUUUUAUUGGAAGCAUACCAACAUGGAUAGGGAAAAGCCUUUUACAAUUGAUGGUUCUCAGCCUUCGUUCGAAUAAGCUUCAUGGAGAUAUUCCUUAUGAACUCUGCAAUCUCCCAAGUCUUCGAAUCUUGGACCUCGCACAUAAUAAUCUUGUCGGAACAAUACCAACAUGUUUCGACAAUUUUAGAGGGAUGUCGUCUACAAUAAUUGAUAUCAGGGACCCAUCUUCAUUCUUCAUAUUUAAGCAUGGUUUUUAUGGCAAGUACAUAGAAAAUGCUAUCUUGUUUAUCGAAGGUUCCGAAUUAUUUUUAACCCGAAUAUAUCCUUUUUUUAGUAGCUUGGAUCUUUCAUCCAACAAUUUAUCUGGGGAGAUCCCAGAGGAAUUGACCAGCCUCAUCGGCUUGGUUUCAUUGAACUUAUCAAACAAUCUUUUGACUGGAAGAAUCCCAUCGAAGAUUGGUGACAUGAGACGGUUAGAAUGUCUUGAUUUGUCCAGGAACCGACUUUCUGGUGAAAUUUAUCCGAGCAUGGCGGAGUUGACAUUUCUCGGUUUUUUGAACUUGUCCUAUAACAAUUUGACGGGGCAGAUUCCAUUAGGCACUCUACUUCAGAGCUUUGAUGAGUCCAGUUAUUUUGGGAAUAAGCUUUGUGGACCUCCACUCAAAGAGAAGUGCGGCAGAAAUGUGGCAAUUGAGAAACACGGAGGAAGCCAUACAAUCGAGAAACACGGAGGAAGCCAUACAAUCGAACAUAAUUGGUUCUAUAUGGGCAUGGGACUAGCUUUGUUCUUUGUGGCAUUGCUCAAACACAUCAAGUAGUUCAUUCAAUACAACCUUAUGGAUCGUCCCUUGAGAGUUGUUUCACUUCUCAGUUUUCUAAGCAUUGCAACCAUUCCGGUUAGCUUAGCCAAUGGAAAUCUGGGUGUGCCUUAUUGCAAAGAAAUCGAGAGACGAGCCCUUUUGACGUUCAAGCAAGAUCUUAAUGAUUCUUCAAAUCAACUUAUGUCCUGGGAUGGUGAAGGAGACUGUUGCAAUUGGACUGGAGUUGUCUGCCAUAACUUAACCGGUCAUGUCCGCAAGCUCCGCCUUGGUAAUUACUAUUUGGCUGGUAAGCUAAAUCCUUCUCUGCUCAAUUUAAAGAAUCUCCAUUACUUGGACUUGAGCAACAAUGAUUUUGAAGGAAGACAGAUUCCUAACUUCUUUGGUUCUCUUGCAAGUUUAAGACAUCUUGACCUCUCACAAGCAGAUUUUCAGGGAAUAAUUCCUCCUCAACUGGGGAACCUCUCUAAUCUACGCUAUCUCGAUCUCCAUGAUAACUAUUUUGAGGUGAAGAACCUUCAAUGGAUUUCUGAUCUUUCUCUGUUGCAACACUUGGACAUGAGUGGUAUAAAUCUAAGAGAGGCAGGUGAUUGGUUGCUAGGGACAAACAUUCUCCCCUCUUUGCUAGAGUACUUAAACAUGUCCAAUUGUGGACUUAAUCAAAUUCCAGGUGGUAUUGCAAACAUUACCACUCUUAAAGUUCUGAAUCUCGAAGCUAAUUCUCUCAAUUCUACCAUACCUAAAUGGUUGUACAGUUUUAGCCAUCUUGAGUCGCUAUUUCUUUCGUACAACGGUUUGUAUGGCGAAAUUUCAAGCUCGAUUGGAAACUUGACAAACAUUGUCAAUCUUGACUUGUAUGGUAAUCAACUUGAAGGGCAAAUCCCAAACUCAUUGGGAAAGCUUUGCAAGUUGACGGUUCUUGAUCUAUCAAGGAACCAUGUCAGGGGAAGGGUUUCGGAAAUCCUUGAAAGUUUUUCCAGGUGUAAUUCAAGUCAACUUGAGUCUUUGAGUUUAUCCUAUAAUAAUCUUUCUGGUCAUCUGACAGAGGAGCUAGGAAAGUUUAAAGCCUUAACCGUCCUUGAUCUUUCCAGCAAUUCAAUAUCAGGUCCCAUUCCAGUGUCCUUGGGAAAUCUAUCAUUCUUAGAACAAUUACGCAUUCAUAAUAAUUCUUUCUGGGGUGUUGUCUCUGAAGUUCAUUUUGCCAAUCUUACAAGAUUGGUGAAACUUUAUGCAAAUAAGAAUUCAUUGACUCUGAAUACCAGUCGAGAUUGGCUUCCACCAUUUCAACUUCAAAUAUUGUUCUUAGAUUCUUGGCACCUGGGGCCAGAGCUACCUAUGUGGCUUCAGAGACAAACACAAUUGCAAUAUCUAAGCAUAUUCGAUACAAGAAUUUCAGGUACCAUCCCAACCUGGUUUUGGAACUUCUCUUCCCAAUUAAGGUUUGUGGAUCUCUCUCGGAAUCAACUGUCUGGGGAGAUUCCAAACAUAGUUGGUGCCCCUAUAGACGUCAUUGACCUGAGUUCCAACAAUUUCAGUGGUUCAUUACCUCUUGUCUCCUCCACAGUUGAUGUACUAGAUCUUUCCAAUUCAUCAUUUUCUGGAUCUAUCUUUCACUUCUUUUGUGAUAGCAUGGAUGGACCAAAACAGCUUAGAAUUCUCUAUCUCGAGAACAACCGUCUCACUGGAGAAAUUCCUGAUUGUUGGGAAAACUGGAAAAAAUUGAUUGUCCUGAAUUUAGAUAACAACAAUUUUGUUGGAAACAUUCCAAACUCCAUUGGACAUUUGCUUUUCCUCCAAUCACUGCACUUGCGGAAUAAUCACCUCUCUGGAGAAUUGCCUACGUCCCUACGGAAUUGUAAGGACUUGUUAGUUGUUGACCUUGGUGAAAAUAAGUUCACUGGUAGCAUACCGAUAUGGAUAGGGGAAAGCAAUUCAAAUUUGAUUGUUCUCAGCCUUCGUUCAACUAUGCUUCACGGCCACAUUCCACAUGAACUCUGCAAUCUUUUUAAUCUCCAAAUCCUGGACCUCGCGCAUAAUAAUCUAUCGGGAACGAUCCCAAGAUGUUUCGACAGUUUUAGCGCCAUGGUCAGCUUGUCAAACUCAGGAGGUCCCAUUUCAUUCUUCAGUUAUAUGUAUGGUUCCUCUGAGAAGUACAUGGAGAACGCAAUCUUGGUGACAAAAGGCAGAGAAGCAAAAUAUGACAAAAUUCUUAGUUUGGUGAACAGCUUGGACCUUUCAGACAACAUGAUAUCUGGAGAGAUCCCUCAAGAAGUGACCAGCCUCACGAGCUUGCGAUUUUUGAAUUUAUCAAGAAAUCAUUUGAUUGGAGAAAUACCUUCAGAGAUUGGUGAUAUGGGAACGUUAGAAUCUCUUGAUCUUUCCAUGAACCAUCUUUCUGGUGAAAUUCCUCCAAGCAUGUCGACUUUGACAUCUCUAGCUGACCUGAACUUGUCUUACAACAAUUUGACUGGACAGAUUCCGCAAAGCACACAGAUUCUGGGAUUUGAUCAGUCCAGGUUUAUCGGUAACAAACUUUGUGGACUUCCACUCAAUUACAGCUGCAAGGAAAAUUUGGUAAUACCACCAGUAGCUGUUGAGAAACACAGAGGAAGCCAUUUAGUUGAAGAUGGUUGGUUCUAUCUGAGUUUGGGACUAGGAUUUAUGUUCGGCUUCUGGAGUGUUCUUGGUUCGUUGCUGCUAAACUUUCCAUGGAGCUUUGCCUUUUCACAGUUGCUGAACAACAUUGUCCAAAGACUUUAUAGUUAG
This is a messenger RNA of Prunus mume (Japanese apricot), 5445 nucleotides long. The record is from RefSeq and is a predicted model, not a curated record. Lineage: Eukaryota; Viridiplantae; Streptophyta; Magnoliopsida; Rosales; Rosaceae.